This is a messenger RNA of Porites lobata, 2266 nucleotides long. NCBI's taxonomy places the organism in Eukaryota, Metazoa, Cnidaria, Anthozoa, Scleractinia, Poritidae. The record is from the annotation of a GenBank genome assembly.
AUGACCUUACAAAAUAAUUGCUUUGGUAUACUUUUCCAUCAUCCAGUAUCCUUCAGCGCGGUCUUCACAAACCUAGGUGCGAGUGGGAGACUGGGUCCAACUUCUCUUGGUAGUUACUACAGUGGACAACAUCAUGACGGUCAAGUUACAUUACAUAGCGGUAUUCAACAAUGGACUGUGCCUAAAACAGGUAACUACAGAAUAGAGGCGAUAGGAGCUGCAGGGGGAUACGACAACUACAACAGUAAUAGCCGCCAUUAUCGAGGAAGAGGUGCAAGGAUGAAAGGAACUUUUCGUUUGUCUCGAGGGGAAACAAUUCAGAUACUCGUAGGACAAGAGGGUGGAAUUAACAAUGUAGCAAAUACUGCGGGAGGCGGUGGAGGUUCGUUUGUAGUGAAAGGAAGCAGCACGCCUUUAAUAAUCGCUGGAGGAGGAGGAGGCAUAGAAGCUUUGCUUUCACGACGUACAGGAUGUGAUGCCUCUACAAGCACGGCGGGGAGAGCUGGGUACAAGUCAUGGUCAGGAGGAAGCGGAGGACAGGGAGCAACGACCGCUGACAAUGACAACUCAGGUGAAAAAAUACUAUGCGUGCCUGUAAAUUAAAAGCGAACUUGUACUCGCGUCGUUACUUAGGUCCCAUGUGAUGUAAAGUGCUUGGACGGUGAUGCCAACAAUUUUUGGUAUCCGUCGAAAUAAUUUAUAGGAUGAAACUUCAAAGACUUGAUAAUUGAAACUUUGAGGGGUUACAGCAGCCGCGAAUUUAGCAGUUAUCUCUCUGAGAAUAAUUUGGUGCCACCCUCUGAAGCUUUCAGGGUACAUGCAUGAUUAACACUAUAAAAAUAAUUCAAAAACAAACGGCAAUGCAAUCCCCGUACCACAAAUUAUCUAAAAGACGCCCUGGAGGUUUAUUUAACUCCAGGGCCCAGUUGUUCGAAGGCCGAUUAGCGCUAACCCAGGGCUAAAUUUUAACCCGGGUUUCUUUUUCUAUUGUUCACAAGUAUUUUCCCGGGUAACUUCCUCUCUUCUCUUCAGAGCAUCCAAUCAUCAAAUUGUUGGCAUAAAUAAUAAAACUGAAUUUGCUUCCUAAGCUUUCAUACCUGAAAUCAAAUUUCGUACUAACGUGGGUUAACUUAACCCUUCUUUGAACAACCCGGCCCAGGGGUCCAAGAGGGCGUUUAUAGAUAGAAGGCGUUCAAAAGAGAGAGGCUCUAAUUUAGUUUCAUUUUUGUAACAAUCUCAAGAAAACUAGACAGUAUACUUUCGGCGAAAGUAUGAGAGUUUAUAAAUCGUGGAAUAUCCAGCCCAUUCGACUGAUACCUCUAGGCCGUCUAGAAAUUCAGUAGUUGCCCUUUUAAAUCUCAACUUCUUGAUGUCUGAAUCCUCGUUCAAGAUCAUUUUGUUGUAAUCGCUAGCCAAACUUUGAACUUGAUAUCUAACAAGACCCAAUACUAAAACUCUUGUUGUUCAAGUCAUUAAAAUGAGUAAACUGAAUUAUUUUUCUCCUUUUGGCAAAUUUGUUGUAUUUUGGAGUAACUGUCUUGAGGGUAUACGUGUUUAUAAGGCAGGGGGCGUUUAUUAAAGAAGAACGACUAACACAAACUUAACUUCGUAGAGGGAUACAUUGUAUCUAUUAGAGCAGAGGCGUUUAUUUAAGAGGGGCAUUUAUAAGAUCAUUUACGGUAAUUAUGACAAAUAAAAUUAACUCUGGGUGUAUUUGAAAUUUUAAAUUUAAAUGAUCUAACGCAACGCUCUAUCUUGGGCUUAAUAAUUAUCAAGCUAAGUGCAGAACAGGUGUGAGUUUCUCGAAAGACCCGAAAGUCUUUUUUGACUCUUUUCGGGUGAUUAUUUUCAACUUGUGGAAAGCGUGUCUCAAUCAGUACGUAAUGAAACUUCUAAUUUUUUUUUGUUAUUUAUUGUUGUUUUAGGUGGUGGCGCUGGUGGGUUUUUCUCCAGUGGAAGAAGCUCAACACAGUUCGGAGGCUCAAUGGGGAAUGGUGGAGAAGGAGGCAAAGGAUUUCUUCAGGGAGGAGUGGGUGGAAGAGCCUGGUAUAAUAAUGCUGUAGGCGGGUUUGGAGGGGGCGGUGCCGCUUAUGGAAAUGGAGGAGGUGCUGGAGGUGGAGGAGGCUACUCUGGGGGAAGUAGCGGGGAGAAUAAGUAUGACUCCUGUGGAGGAGGGGGAGGAUCUUACAACGCUGGAAAGAAUCAGCAGAAUGAAUGCUGUUACAAUACAGCUGGACAUGGUCAGGUUACCAUAACUUUGAUGUAG